Daphnia pulicaria is the source of this 1492-nucleotide messenger RNA. It is a transcript of the gene Rpn6, whose product is annotated as 26S proteasome non-ATPase regulatory subunit 11-like. Gene Ontology annotation, cellular component: proteasome regulatory particle, lid subcomplex. NCBI's taxonomy places the organism in Eukaryota, Metazoa, Arthropoda, Branchiopoda, Diplostraca, Daphniidae. The record is from RefSeq and is a predicted model, not a curated record. The transcript has 7 exons. Gene Ontology annotation, molecular function: structural molecule activity. Gene Ontology annotation, biological process: ubiquitin-dependent protein catabolic process. Bases 95 to 1333 code for a protein of 412 amino acids.
UGUUUAUUUCAACCUUCGAACCAGUCGCCGGUUCUCAGGAGUUUUUGGCUCGUCAUUGUCAUUUCUAGACUUGUUUGUCUCGUUAUCAAUUGCAAUGGCAGUUUUGCAAACAAUGGCUUCGACUCGAGAAGUUUUCGAGAAUAUUGCCAUCGAUCCGAUGGAAAGUGGAGACAUCAACGAUGAAGAAGCCAUCCGCACUAAAGAGUUGGAGAUCAUGGAAUUGGGAGAAAAAUACAAGAAGGAGAAAAAGGCUGCAGAAUUGGCUCAACUUAUCCGAGAUGUCAGACCUUUUCUUGCCAUGAUCAGCAAAGCGAAAGCUGCCAAACUUGUUCGUGGUCUUGUCGAUCUCUUCCUUGACAUGGAAGCCCAAACAGGAACUGAAGUCCAGCUCUGCAAAGAAUGCAUUAACUGGGCUGUUGAACAGAAGGGAACAUUCCUUCGUCAGAGUUUAGAAGCCAGGUUGAUUGCCCUCUACUUUGACACCAAACAGUAUAAUGAAGCAUUACUAUUAGGGGCAACUUUACUGAAAGAGUUGAAGAAACUGGAUGACAAGUAUCUCCUUGUUGAAGUUCAGCUAUUGGAAUCGAAAACCUACCAUGCCCUCUGCAAUUUGCCCAAAUCCCGUGCUGCAUUAACUUCUGCUAGGACCACAGCUAAUGCUAUCUAUUGCCCUCCAAAACUUCAAGCUGCACUAGACCUCCAAUCUGGAAUUCUACAUGCUGCCGAUGAACGUGAUUUCAAAACAGCCUACUCUUACUUUUACGAAGCUUUUGAGGGUUAUGACAGCAUUGAUUCCCCAAGGGCUGUUACGGGUCUUAAGUACAUGCUUCUGUCAAAAAUCAUUUUGAACACGCCAGAUGAUGUGCAGAAUAUUCUGAGUGGAAAAUUAGCCUUGCGUUAUGCCGGUCGGGAAGCCGAAGCCUUGAAAGCCAUUGCACAAUCAGCAAUUAAACGAUCGCUAGCCCAGUUUCAACAGGCCCUGGAAGAUUAUCGCGCCGAAUUGGUAGAAGACCCCAUCAUCAAGGCACAUUUGGAGUCGCUUUACGAUACCAUGUUGGAGCAGAAUUUAUGUCGAAUCAUCGAGCCUUAUUCUCGUGUCCAGGUAUCGCACGUCGCCCGAAUUAUUGCCCUGCCGGUCGAUCAAGUGGAAAAGAAGCUGUCGCAGAUGAUUUUGGAUCGCAAGCUGUCUGGCAUUCUCGAUCAGGGUGAUGGUGUUUUGAUCAUCUUCGAGCCUACCCGCACCGACUCCACUUACGAGGCGGCGUUAGACACAAUCCAGAACCUCGGCAAAGUGGUGGACACAUUGUACCAGAAAGCCAAGAAGCUGACAUAACUUGUAUACAUAAUCUGCGAGAAUCAUCAGAUAAAAGUGUUGGGGAGGUAAUUUUUAAAUAUUAUUUCCAUCACUUGUAUGUUCCAGUAAAACAUCAAACCUCGAAUUGGGACUUGGGAUUACCAAGAAAAAUAAAAAUAAUUCUUUUUCCUACAUUAA